Molecule: messenger RNA, 1032 nt
Organism: Plasmopara halstedii
Lineage: Eukaryota; Oomycota; Peronosporomycetes; Peronosporales; Peronosporaceae
Product: adenosine kinase
Exons: 1
Coding region: 1-1032 (343 amino acids)
Biological process (GO): purine ribonucleoside salvage
Cellular component (GO): cytosol; nucleus
Molecular function (GO): adenosine kinase activity
Source: RefSeq, a predicted model, not a curated record
AUGACCACUGAGAACUUAACGCAUAUAAUUGUCGGACUUGGGAACCCGCUUCUCGACAUUUUGGUUGAUGUGACACCUGAGUUCCUUAGCAAGUAUGGCCUUAAGUUGGAUAACGCGAUCCUGGCGGAUGAAAGUCACGCACCUAUGUUUGAAGAAAUUGUGACACUCAAACCUGCAUUCGUAGCCGGUGGUGCGACGCAAAACUCCAUUCGAGUCGCUCAGUGGAUGCUUAAUAAGCACAACAAGACGGCGACGUCCUUCUUUGGCUCAGUUGGAAAAGAUGCGCACGGUGCCAAACUCAAAGAAUGUGCUCAGAAGGACGAAGUUAAUGUUUUGUAUCUUGAGCACGCCGACAUUAAGACAGGCACUUGUGCCGUGUGUGUCUACAAGUCGGAACGCUCAUUAAUCGCUGACUUAUCGGCUGCCAAUCAUUUUCAUCAUGACCAUUUGGCAAAGCCUGAGAGUCAGGAUAUCAUUAACAAGGGUCAGUUCUAUUACUCGGCCGGUUUCCAUUUGACAGUCUCACCCACAGCCGUCAUGGCUUUGGCAAAACAUGCCACGGAGAACAACAAGACUUUCCUUAUCAAUCUUGCAGCUCCUUUUAUCGUCGAGUUUUAUAAAGACCCUCUUUUGUCUGUUAUCCCUUACGCUGACUUUGUAUUUGGAAAUGAAAGCGAAGCAAAGACGCUCGGCAAAGUGCAAGGCUGGGGCGAAGACAUCAAAACAAUCGCCCUCAAGACUGCACAGCUGGAAAAAGCCAACGGCUCGCGUUGUCGUACUGUCGUGUUUACUCAAGGCGCUGACGCUACGAUCGUUGUGCACCAGGGUAAAUUAAUAUCAUUUGAUGUACCCACGAUCGCUGCUUCAUCAAUCGUCGACACAAACGGCGCGGGAGAUGCUUUUGUGGGUGGUUUUAUCUCCCGUUUGGCUUUGGGUUUACCUCUUGAGCAGUGCAUCGUCGCUGGCCACUGGGCCGCCCAGGUCGUCCUCACCCGAUCCGGCUGUACGCUUCCAGAGAAUUGCGACUUUUAG